AUGAAGGUCCUUGCUGCCCUCGCGCUGAGCGCCCUGGCUCUGGCCAAACCAACUCCUCCCAUGCCGGGCAUGUCUUUGAUCCAGACUGGUCCCCAGGAGACUCGCUGGGUCACCGAUGCUGAGAAGCUCGAAUUGACCAUGAACAACGUUGGCUUCUUUGAUAUCACCGACAUGCCAGUUACUGCCAGCUCUGUCACCAAGCCAAAGUCCUAUGCUUUCCCCGGAAACGUCAGCCACCAGGCAGACGUCAAGCCACUUCUCGGAAAACUCUCUUCUGACCACCUCAUGAGCAACCUCCAGAAGUUCUCCGACUUCCCCAACCGCUACUACCAGGCUGACACCGGUGUCCAGUCUGCCGAAUGGGUCCUCUCCCAGGUCCAAGGAGUCAUUGGCAAGAUCCAGGGUGCUAAGGCCGAGAAGAUCGAGCACAAGUGGAAGCAGCCCAGCAUCCGUGCCAUCAUUCCCGGAAAGUCCGAGAAGAUUGUCGUCGUCGGUGCUCACCAGGACAGCAUCAACGGCCAAAACCCCAAGGCAGCUGCCCCCGGUGCUGAUGACAACGGCUCCGGCUCCAUGACCAUCCUCGAGGCCCUGACCGCCCUCGUCUCUGACCAGAAGAUUGCUGGCGGCCAGGCUACCAACACCAUCGAGUUCCACUGGUACGCCGGAGAGGAGGCUGGCCUCCUCGGCUCCCAGGCCGUCUUCCAGCAGUACAAGCAGGCUGGCAAGGAGGUCGUUGCCAUGCUUAACCAGGACAUGACCGGAUACGGAAAGACCAUGGGUAUCAUCACUGACAACUCCGACUCCGCCCUCACCACCUUCACCAAGAUGAUCCUCGACACCUACACCACCGCCAAGUACGCUGACUCCGAGUGCGGCUACGCCUGCUCUGACCACGCCUCUGCUAACAAGGCCGGCUACCCAUCUGCCUUCGUCUACGAGGCUGUGCUCGGCCAGGACAACCCAGCCAUCCACUCCCCUGACGACACCAUUGAUAAGCUCGACCCUGCCAAGAUGCUCGAACACGCUAAGCUCGUCGUCGGCUUCGCAUACGAGCUUGCCUUCGCCAACUUGUAA
Molecule: messenger RNA, 1074 nt
Organism: Microsporum canis CBS 113480
Lineage: Eukaryota; Fungi; Ascomycota; Eurotiomycetes; Onygenales; Arthrodermataceae
Product: leucyl aminopeptidase
Exons: 3
Coding region: 1-1074 (357 amino acids)
Biological process (GO): proteolysis
Molecular function (GO): metalloexopeptidase activity
Source: RefSeq, a predicted model, not a curated record